Messenger RNA from Cladocopium goreaui, 654 nucleotides. NCBI's taxonomy places the organism in Eukaryota, Dinophyceae, Suessiales, Symbiodiniaceae. The record is from the annotation of a GenBank genome assembly.
AUGAAUCCAGCAGCACCUGAGUUCAUCCCCAAUGAGACCUGGCCCUGGCCCUGGCUGCGUGCGCUGCGGCGUCUGGAGCUGGAAGCGGCCGAAAGGAUCCAACGAAGCUGGCGGAGCUGGCGGAGCCGCAAGGCGAUGAAGCGCAGAAAGGGGACGGAAACUGCGACAAAGCGAGCUGCCGCCCCGAGAACACGCCGGCGCCGCCAUAGCCAGCAGCCACGAGACACGUUGACCCAAUCUUGGGAGGCAUGGUCAAGCUGGGAUGCAGAUGAUCGGCUACAAUGGUGGACAGGUGGCAGACAAGCUCGCUGGGUUCCCAAGAAUCGUGAGGAUGAGCCCGAAGGAUGGAAGUGGAAAUCUGACCACAGGAAUCAGGGAGUUGCUGAUGCUUGUCCGACCAGCGUUCGCAGCGUUCGAGGUCGCAGCGAGCCACCGCCUUCACGACGCUCCCGAGGACGAACCUUUGAAGGUGAUGUCUACAAGGAAUGCUGGGAGAAAUCCCGAGGAUCGACAGCAGUUUGGCGCAAGAAGUCUGAAGCUCCAAUCAGACCGAUCGCUUCGACGUCCGGAAAGCCCAAGGGCAACGGUCGCAACGGUCGCAACGGUCAGCAGGGCAAAUUGAAGGGACGAUUGGGAAAAGUUGAGCCACGUUGA